AUAAUUCUUUGGACAAUAGUGAAUCUAUACAAGAAAUGGCAGUUAUUAUUCAAGACAUUCAGGAAAUGCCUAAAGGUGUAACAUUUUCUCCUGAAAGUGGAUUAAAACUUUACCUUCUUAUUUGUGAGGCCAAGCGGUUAAAUGUGCCAUCAAAUGGAGACUAUAAUAAGCUAUGCAGAAUGCUUCAUGAUGCCGCCAAUAGCUUCAUUUUGUAUUGGGUCAAAAAAAUUCGAAAGAUUCCAUUAAAGUUAAAAAAAUUGUUUUGUGAAAUGCAAUGGAUUGGACUGUUUUCAAAAGGCAGCGAAGAUAAUAAAAUUCGGGUUAUUACAUAUCCGAAUUCUCAUCCGGUUAAACUUCCAAUUUCUCAUGAUAUUAAAAAAAAUCAUGAUAUUGCUGGCGCAUUUGAAGUUUUCUUACAGAUUGAGAACCAUGAAGUAAUAAAAGAUAUACAAGAAAUUGUUGACAGAGCCGAAAUAGAAGAAUAUGACCUUUCCGAAAACAAGUUGGAGUAUCUUACCAAAAUAAUUAGUGAAUCACCUCCUUCUCCACAGAAACGCAAAUUGUAA
Dentiscutata erythropus is the source of this 566-nucleotide messenger RNA. NCBI's taxonomy places the organism in Eukaryota, Fungi, Glomeromycota, Glomeromycetes, Diversisporales, Gigasporaceae. The record is from the annotation of a GenBank genome assembly.